GUGAAAGCGGCCGCAUCCUCAAACCAUGGGCGUGUUAAGCGAGAACAACCCGAGGUGAACAACCAGCGUGAGGAUCACUCGUGUUCUCCCAGCUCUGAUCCUACUGGACUUCCCUACAGACCGUCACUCCACCCCGAGGUGAGGGGAAGUAUCCAGGAAAUGAAUUCAUCCCAGUCUGACUUGUCUGCAGCGAUGAAAAGCUCAGAGGCCACAGAGAAGCUUUUCCUGCAGAUUGUUUGGGACUGGUUAAGAGAAUGGCAGAUCCUCCGAUCCCCGUUUUUUCCAGUUUUAUUCUCUCUCACUGUUUACCUGAGUUGCUGUUUGCCUUACAUCUUUUUGGAUUUGCUCUGCUCAAGACUGAUCCUUAUACGUCGCUUCAGGAUCCAGCCUCAAAACCAAGUGACAUGGACGAAGGCUUGGAGGUGCUUGUGCAAAUGUCUUCACAACCAUGUCUCUUUCAUUCUCCCCCUUUCUGUUGUGCACUGGUACUGGAGACCUGUGGUUUGUCCUCCACUGGCACCGGAGAUGCAAUCUGUGAUUCAGGACGUGCUGGUCUGCCUCCUCCUGUUUGACACGCAGUACUUUUUGUGGCAUUUGCUGCAUCACAAGGUGCCCUGGCUCUACCGUUUCUUCCACAAGGAGCACCACCUCUACACUGCCACUUUCUCCCUGACGGCAGAACACACAGGUGUCUGGGAGAUGCUGAGCCUCGGCUUCUUCGCAAAGCUGAACCCCAUGCUCCUGGGCUGCCAUCCACUCACUGAGAUGUUAUUCUUUGUCACUAACAUUUAUCUGUCUGUGGAGGCUCACUCGGGCUAUGAAUUUCCAUGGUCUCCACAUAGACUGGUGCCUUUUGGCCUCUAUGGAGGAGCUCGGUAUCAUCACCUCCACCACUUUAAAGUCAAAGUGAACUACGCACCUUACUUCACACACUGGGACAGACUCUUUUACACGCUGCAGGAAGACGACAUAGAGGACAUCAAAUGACAGAGAGCACAUGAUUGUCAGUAGAGCAGUGGAUUACGCUGCAAGAGUGGCUCGAAGUCACGAUUAGAAUUCAUUUAACUGAGCUGACCACAGCAUUCAUUUAGCAUAACGAAGAAUAUUUAAAAUUAUUACAUGUAUAACUUUCAAAAUCAUACGUUGUUGCCAUUUUAAUUCUUGUUUUUUCUAACUACUUUACUGCCACUGACCGAAAAGUAACCUAGCUGUCAAAUAAUGAAAGUAGAGUUUAACAAGAAAUAUGUUUUAUACCUUUCCUUUAAUCUCUAAUCAGUUGGUUCAAAAAAAUAGAAACCCUUAUUUUUUUUUCCUUUGAAUCAUUCAGAUGAUAAAGUAAGUGUAAAACUAUUUGUCAGCUCCAUUUUAUUUGUGUGCACAUGGGUGAAAUGCCAUAUCCAAUUGUUAUAUAAUAAGAUAAAUAGAUACACAUACAAAUAUAAAAAUAUUGUAAGUGCAGUCACUGAAAAGGAGAUCACCCCACAGAUGCACAGAUGAUGAUGUGGAAAUAACAACAGUGAUGUCUCAAACAAAACGAGUCCACAAAAUCAUCCGAAUACUAAUUUAAAACUAUUUAUGCUGGAAGCUGUUUACAGAUACCAACACUCG
This is a messenger RNA of Monopterus albus (swamp eel), 1608 nucleotides long. RefSeq names its product cholesterol 25-hydroxylase-like protein. The record is from RefSeq and is a predicted model, not a curated record. Gene Ontology annotation, molecular function: oxidoreductase activity; iron ion binding. The transcript is spliced from 3 exons. Gene Ontology annotation, biological process: lipid biosynthetic process. Bases 160 to 987 code for a protein of 275 amino acids. Lineage: Eukaryota; Metazoa; Chordata; Actinopteri; Synbranchiformes; Synbranchidae.